This is a messenger RNA of Panicum hallii, 1548 nucleotides long. Its product is annotated as zinc finger protein-like 1 homolog. NCBI's taxonomy places the organism in Eukaryota, Viridiplantae, Streptophyta, Magnoliopsida, Poales, Poaceae. Gene Ontology annotation, cellular component: Golgi apparatus. The transcript is spliced from 9 exons. Bases 136 to 1224 code for a protein of 362 amino acids. The record is from RefSeq and is a predicted model, not a curated record.
AGAGCGAGAGGGACACAAUGCUGUCACCGUUCCAGCCUCCGCGAGAUCUGCUCCUCGCGCUCCCCCUGCCCCUCCCUGGCGCGCCCCGCCACGCCUGAUCCACCCCUCGAGCGCGGCCUCCGAAGUCCCCCGGCGAUGGUCGUGUGCAAAUGCCGCAAGGCGACGAGGGUUUACUGCUUCGUCCACCGGGUCCCUGUCUGUGGCGAGUGCAUAUGCUUCCCGGAGCAUCAGCUGUGCGUGGUAAAAAACUAUGCUGAAUGGGUUGUUAAUCCGGAUUAUGACUGGCCACAACACUGUUCAUCUUGCAAUUCAGUUCUGGAAGCUGCAAAUGAAGAAACCACACGAUUGGGAUGCUUACAUUUGAUGCACACAAAAUGCUUGAUAUCACAUAUCCAAAGUUUUCCAACCCAAACAGCACCAGCUGGAUAUGUCUGCCCCUCAUGUUCCACGCCUAUAUGGCCACCAUCAAGCAUUAAAGAUACAGGUUCUCACCUUCACGCAAAACUGAAAGAAGCAAUAGUCCAGACUGGAUUGGAGAAGAAUGUAUUUGGAAAUCAUUUUGUGACAAUAUCUAAAGCUGAUACUCGGACCCCUCCUGCUUUUGCAUCAGAUCCUCUUAAACGUUUAUCCAGUUCUGGUGAUAGAGAAUCGAAUGGUGCAAACAUAAUUAGCUCAGCUCAAGAUGUGUCUUUGCCAUCAACAUUGCAUUCUGGAAUGUACUCUUCUGCUAGUGUAGAAUCUGGGACACCUAUCCAUGUUGAACCAGAAAUUGUUGAAAUAGAGGGUCCUAGUCCAGUGAUAACACAAUUCCCAGAACAGGAGUCCAACUUCAUCAGAAGUCCGAGCCCACAUGGGCCUGGUGCCAUGACAAGAAAAGGUGCUACCAUCGUUGAUAGACAAAAUUCAGAGAUUUCUUAUUAUGCUGAUGAUGAAGAUGGAAAUCGCAAAAAGUAUACCAAAAGGGGUACAUUUCGUCAUAGAUUUCUAAGGAUGCUGCUGCCUUUCUGGUCUAGUGCACUGCCAACACUACCAGUCACAGCACCUUCAAAAAAGGAGAGUGAUGGCCUAGAGGGUCGCCCCCGGCAGAGAUCAUCAAGAAUGGAUCCCACGAAGAUUUUACUUGCAAUGGCUAUAUUGGCAUGUAUAGCAACGAUGGGAAUUCUCUAUUACCGGUUGUCCCAGCGCAGUCUUUCUGAAAACUUCGUUGAGGAUGAGAUUCAGUAGCACUCUGAUAUUUUCGACCUUGCAAUCUUGUACUGCUCUGCUGCUGAUUUGACGGGUUUUACCCUCCUGUUUUUUCUUCUUUGCCCCUUUCUGUGGGCCUUUUUGGUGGUUUGAGGUGGGUAGUUGUUAGUUACAUAUAAGAGUUAUAGUUGACUGCUGCUAUAUUAUGAUUCGUGCUCAUAUUUAUGUAACUAUAAUGCCAUACAAUAUUGUAUUAUCUGCCUCUGAGGAGAAAUCAUAGAAAAUAUGCCAUCUACCCUUUGUUAUUUGAUGGGAACGGGAAAUAUUUAUCUAUUCAGGGACCAAAACUACUCAGUUUGUCCA